Acanthisitta chloris (rifleman) is the source of this 525-nucleotide messenger RNA. Its product is annotated as cytochrome c oxidase subunit 5A, mitochondrial. The record is from RefSeq and is a predicted model, not a curated record. The annotation marks the transcript as partial. Gene Ontology annotation, biological process: mitochondrial electron transport, cytochrome c to oxygen. Gene Ontology annotation, cellular component: mitochondrial inner membrane. NCBI's taxonomy places the organism in Eukaryota, Metazoa, Chordata, Aves, Passeriformes, Acanthisittidae. The transcript has 4 exons.
CUGUGCUGCAGGGACGUUGCUACUCACAUGGCUCGCAGGAGUCAGACGAGGAGUUCGACGCUCGCUGGGUGACAUACUUCAACAAGCCAGACAUUGAUGCCUGGGAACUCAGGAAAGGUGUCAACACACUGGUGGGGUAUGACCUGGUCCCAGAACCCAAAAUCCUGGACGCAGCCCUGAGGGCCUGUAGGAGGCUCAACGACUUCGCCAGCGCCGUCCGCAUCCUCGAGGUCGUCAAGGACAAGGCAGGACCUCACAAGGAGAUUUAUCCUUACGUUAUCCAGGAGCUUAGACCAACUUUGAGUGAACUGGGAAUCUCCACUCCAGAGGAACUGGGCCUGGACAAAGCAUAAGCCUUAGUGGUGCAUCACUCAAGUGUUUCACCAAUGCCACCUGAUUGUACACAGCCACUUGGAGGCACAACCCUGAAAUCUUGCCUGAAAUAACUUCUUCCUUUAUUGAGUCACAAUGUCUGUGCUGUGCAGUUGGACCUAAUAAAGGAAACACUGGUUUGACUGAUGUGGU